Messenger RNA from Pezoporus flaviventris, 5202 nucleotides. Its product is annotated as ubiquitin carboxyl-terminal hydrolase 42-like. NCBI's taxonomy places the organism in Eukaryota, Metazoa, Chordata, Aves, Psittaciformes, Psittacidae. The record is from RefSeq and is a predicted model, not a curated record. Bases 155 to 4150 code for a protein of 1331 amino acids. Gene Ontology annotation, biological process: protein deubiquitination; regulation of apoptotic process. Gene Ontology annotation, cellular component: cytosol; nucleus. Gene Ontology annotation, molecular function: cysteine-type deubiquitinase activity; cysteine-type endopeptidase activity. The transcript is spliced from 17 exons.
CGGCGCCGGGCCCCGGAUGCAAGAGGCCGGCGGAGGGACGUCAUUGUUCCCCGACGGCUGUAACUGUAGGCGGAGCGGACCGGGCUGAGGCGGGGGCUGCAGCGAGGGGGACCCGGCAGCGCCGAGUCAAGAGAGACCGAACCAGAUAUGAACAAUGACCAUAGUUAACAAGCCAAAAUCCUCAACAUCUAAAAACUCGUCAUCAAGGCGGCCCGACAAAUCAAACAAACCCCGUACGAAGAAAAUGACAUCACGCACCAUGAACUUGGGCCGUGUACCACCCACAGAAGAUCCAAACAAAGUCUCUAUGGACAAAGGACCAGGAGGCUCUAUUUAUUGUAGGACAUCUCAAAAACCUAAGCCUUUUGGCCAGAGAGAGCUAAUUGUUAAUGAUGGAAUUGCCCCACCACAAAGAAUUCUUUUUCCACCUGAGAAAAUUUGCAUGGAUUGGCAACAGACACUAAGUGUUGGAGUUGGACUGCAGAAUCUGGGCAAUACAUGUUUCCUUAAUUCUACUCUACAGUGUUUAACCUAUACGCCUCCUCUCGCCAAUUACAUGCUUUCACUUGAACACACCAAGUCAUGUCAUGAAAAAGGCUUCUGUAUGAUGUGUACAUUGGAAGCUCACAUUAACCAGGUCCUGUGUUGCUCUAACAAUGCUAUCAAACCUACAUCUGUUAUCAAUGGCCUUAAAAGAAUAGGAAAGCAUUUCCAUUACGGCAGUCAAGAGGAUGCACAUGAAUUCUUGUCCUUCACUGUUGAUGCUUUGCAGAAAGCUUGCUUGAAUGGAAGCACCAAGUUGGACAUAUCUUCUCAAGCCACCACACUUAUUUAUCAAAUAUUUGGAGGAUACCUAAGAUCCCGAGUAAAAUGCUUGAACUGCAAAGCCGUUUCUGAUACGUAUGAACCAUUCCUUGAUAUUACUUUGGAUAUAAAGACCGUUACGUCUAUCACUAAGGCUCUAGAACAAUUUGUGAAACCUGAACAACUGGACGGAGAAAACAGCUAUAAGUGUAGCAAGUGUAAAAACAUGGUUCCUGCCUCCAAGAGGUACACAAUACAUCGCUCCUCCAAAGUUCUUACAAUAUCACUGAAAAGAUUUGCAAAUUUUACUGGUGGCAAGAUCAACAAGGAUGUGAAAUAUCCUGAAUAUUUGGAUCUUCGAGCGUAUAUGUCCCAAUCAAUGGGAGAACCACUCAUCUACGCUUUAUAUGCAGUUCUUGUUCAUUCUGGUUUCAACUGCAAUGCAGGACACUAUAUCUGCUUCAUAAAGGCCGGCAAUGGAUUUUGGUAUCGAAUGAAUGAUGCCAUAGUGGAGCGUUCUGAUAUCAAAACGGUUCUCAAUCAGCAAGCUUAUUUACUUUUUUAUAUCAGGCGCUACGAUCUGACACUUGGAGAACGUGGUUUUUACUUACCAGCAACUUCUUAUCCCCGUUCAUUCCUUGGUCAGCGGGGGCCUAAUAGCAAGCAGGCUGGAUUUAUGGGACCACGGCUUCCUCCUCAUAUGAUUAAGAAUUCAAGUCGCUUAAAUGGAAAUGGACCCCUAAAAGAGGAUACAAAUCCUGUUGGUAUCACCAUAAAAAGGCCAUCUUCAGCUCCACCAACAGCUUGCAUUCAAAACUGGGCCAUUACCAGGCCUUCAACUACGGAUCCAUCAAAAGCCCAGAAGAUCACUAUCAGUAUUCAUAACAAAUUGCCUGAGUGUCAGACUGUGUCACAACCUGACUGUCUUACCAGUGCUUUGGAGAAUGAGGAUCUCAGCAAGGCUGUUCCUUCCUCCACAAUUACAAAUUCUCUCAGAGCAGAGUCUACCUCAAAUGCAUCUACAGUGGCAGUUACUGCUAACAUUUCCAAACAGGAAGUUCCUGAUGAAAUGUUUGUAGAGCCAGCAGUGAAUGGAAGUCCUACGCUCGGGUCUGAUGCUACAGUCGCUUCCAGUCCAGAGUCUUCAGGAAAAUCUGAGGCGUCAAAUGGCGUGUUUAAAAUGAAUUGCAACAUAUCUUCCAACGGAAUUGUAAUAGGGAAGGUAGUCGGCACAUUGCAGAAUUCCCAUUCUUUCUGUGAGAGUGCUGAAGAAGAGAGAUCCCAUCAUGUGCUGCCAAAAAAUGAUUCACUAAAUGGUGCUAUUAGUUUAGAUAAUGGAUCUAAACAAAAUGGACUGAAACUUGAUGAUUUUACUUGCCAAGUCCAACCUGCUAAACCUUCUGAGAUAUUCUUUGCUAAAACAAAUGGAUUGCUUGAACCAAUACCUGUAGCUGAGUCACCGAUUCCUCAAGAAAUAAUCUUAGAAUCCCUGGCCUACAGCCACCUGAACAGGUUGUCAGAGAAAACAAGUGUCCCUGCACCUCAGAAGUCUGAGGGUGAUCAUCUUAUGGAAACCGUAGUGACGGAAACAGUGUUUGUCUAUGAACAAUCCAGGAUGCCUCUUUCCGACCUUGGCUGUGAGAUUGAAAGUACUUUUACUGUAUCAGACUCUGAAACCACCGAAACCAUUGCUACCGAAGACGUUGCUGAAAGUGUUAUAACAAAUGCUGAUAAUGUACAUCCCAGUAUCAACGGUCAGCACAAGGUCAGGAAAAAAUCCUUGGAUACUGAAGAUGAAUACCUUGGGCAUUGUGAGUCUGAAGAAAGUAGAGACAAAGACAAACCAGGAAGACCAAACGAACCUGUACUCUUUGCAAAAGGAGAUCCUUCGUAUAUGAAAGGGUCUCCCGAGAGUGAAGAGAAAUUAUGGCAAACUUCCUCUGUGAAGUCUGACAUUGAAUGUAGUCCUAAAAAACUUGCAUGUCUAGGUGUUACAGAUAAAUGCCAAGAUACAAAGGACAUUUCUAAUAACUACGUAGAGGUACCACCUGUUAAUGACUCUUCUAUUACAAAGCUGGAUAAAGUUCUGGAGAGUCAAUUCUCCAGACAAAAUGAGGGGGUGAAUAAUAAAAAAUGCGAAGAGGAUAAUAGGCAAAAAUACGAGGAGAAGAUACAUGACUCCAAAAAAACUGACAAAGAGCACUACCGAAAGAAGAGACAAUACUCUGACAGUAAAGACCAGAAGCAAAGCAGGAGCAAAGCGGAUGAUCGUUCCUACAAAAGGAGGCGCUCUCGCAGCAUGGAAACAAAUAAGCAAUAUCAUCAUAAGCAGGAUUAUUGCAAUAAAGGCAAGUACAGACCUUCCUAUAAUGAAAGAAACAGUCCAAAUAAUGGCAAAAGCUCAGGAAAAUACUCUCGUUAUAAAUCCCGCAGCAGAGAAAGAACGGAACAAGACAGGAAUAGGUAUUACCAUUCCAAAGGAGAGAGGACUUGGAACAGGGAAAGAUACUACCAAGAUGAAUUACGGAGAUGGGAAAAAUGCAGAUAUUACAAGGAUUAUUACUCUGUUCAUGGAACAGGAGAUGGUAGAGAGAGGAAGUCGUCUCAUUUUGAUAAAGCCUUUGACAAAUUGAGUCAAUUCUACAAAUCACAUAGGGAUUAUCACUGCAAGAGCAGAUGGGCUCACAACACUCACUCCAGAGAGGAAGGAGCCCAUCACUUGAGUAGCCACAGAGAGAACUUCCGUCAUUGUUCACUACCUCUGCAGCAGUCUGAAAAACACUCUCGGGAAGGGCACGCACCUCCACCUGCCUCAGCUCAUGCACAAUUUGACAACUCUUUCUGGGAAAAUGAGAAACUGAGGCUUGGCAAGAAGAAAUAUGGCGACGCAGAAGGAAGCGAAGCUGAAGUGGAAAAGAAACGCCGCAAGAUAGAUGACCAAAGAAUGAAAAAAGAUAAGAAGGUCAAGAAGAAAAAGAAGUCCAAAGAUAAAUAUCGAGAGAAGGAUUACAAACUUCAGGAUUUGGAUGGCCUUGUGUUCCGCAUUGACAAUGACAAUCGCAAACGGAAGAAAAAGAAGAAAAAGAAGAAACAUAUCAGGAAACUGAAAGACUUCUCAGAAUAUUUAGAUUCUCGUCUCGAGAAGACGACGCAGGAGAAGAAGAGAGUGCCCAUUUUUUCAGGCAACUAUUUAUGUGAGCAAUACAGAGGCCAGGGCAGUGAAAAAACAUACAAGGACAGGAAGCCUUCUGGGGCAGGUGACAACAAGAAAUACGGCUUCAUCCCAUCCAGUAAGUAUGUGAACGAUGCAAAGCUCACUGAUGGAAUCCUUCAAUACCCAACCUAAUCCUACCAACAAAAUCAACUACUUCUCACCCUCAGUCCCGACUUUUUACCUUCAACAUCAUCAACCCUUUACCUUCAAAAACGAUGACUCUUUACAUGGAACUCGACAUUACCAAUAUUGACCAUCAAAACUUAGAAUUUAUUAUUGAAACAUUUACCAUCAAGACAAAAUCCAAUCAUAAGUGGUGCUUAACAUUUCUGUACAGAAUUUUACCAUGAAAGACUUUUUUUUAGUUUUUAACUUGAGACUUUGUUUUUUAAGAUAAUCCAAAAGGGUGGAAACUUUUUACAACUGCUGAACAUUGUAAACUACCACAUUAUGUUCUCACACGUGUGAGAUAAGGCCCUGGAAUAGACCAUCUCAAAUGCUGCUUAUUACAGGCUCAGGUUGACUUUAUGUUAUUCAUGUAAUGUUACUCCAAGUUAGACACCUGGUGCAAGAGCAACCAGGGAUUACAAAAAUUGCAACUGACAGUCUGUAUAUUUAAUUUAAAGACUUAUUUAAUAUUUCUCAAGUAGAAUUUUUUUGCAAGAGCUUCAUUUUCUUUCCUGUUCUGUCGGACACUAGGAUCUAAUGUACUUCAUAUACGAGUUAUAUUCAAGAUCUGGAAGAAAAUCAUCUGGUUCUCAGCAUUGUGAAACAACAGAUAUGCAGUUUUGAAUGUAUUUCUCAAGAUGAUUUGUAAUACUCUUCCGUAUGUUUUUAUUACAUUUUCUUAAUAUACUGUCACUUGUCUGAAGUCUCAGUUGUCUGGUUUUGUCUCUCUAAAGUGGCUAGCUAAAGACAAAUUCAUACUGUGAUUUUAAUUUUUGUUAUUAAAUGCUAUCAAACUGUGAUGCACUUAUUCACUGGUCCUGCAUCAGGAGAUGAGUGGGGAACCUGUAUUAAAUACAGUUCAUCUGAAUAAUCUGUCUGGUUUAUACAAGCUGUGUUGUUCAGAGAUGUCUAAAGUUUGAUCUUUGUUUUUUUAAAGAUAAAAAGCACUUGCCCCACUGUAAAUAUAUAGCAUGUAAAAUUUAUAUAGUAUAUAAAUACAGCAAAGUUAAAAUGGA